UUCCGCCAUAACCAAGACCUCCCCAAAACACAUUUCAUCAUACUCUAGAGAGAGAAACAACUUGGACAAAAUAGUCUACGCCCACCUUCUUUCCCCAUCUCAAAAUUGUAUUCAAUCUUGAUAUUUUCACAGUUUUAGCACCAUGGAUUCUCAGAUCUAUGGUGCAUUGGGGAUCUUCCUUUUCAUAUUUUAUCUCAUACCACCGGCAGCCAUUAAUGCAACUCAACUGCCCACCAAAUCAAGUUCCGCCCAGAUCAACUCCAACUCGGUUCUUGUAGCGCUUCUUGAUUCGCACUACACUGAGUUAUCUGAACUCGUUGAGAAAGCGCUUCUGUUACAGACCCUUGAGGAAGCAGUUUCUCAUCAUAACAUCACCAUUUUCGCACCCAGUAAUGAAGCUCUUGAGAGACAUUUAGAUCCUGAGUUCAAACGCUUCUUGCUUCAACCCGGAAAUCUCAAAUCUCUUCAGAAUCUCUUGCUUUUUCAUAUCAUUCCGUCUCGGGUCGGGUCGAAGGAAUGGCCCGGGGAGGAUUUGGAAUCAGUAGCCUACUAUGAAACACUCUGCAUUGAGGAAGUUGGCAAUCACCUGCCGCUGACCCGAGAAAGUUCCGGUGAUAAAGUAGUCGGUGGUUUAGCUAGAGUGACCCGACCCGAUGAUGUCAUCCGAGAGGACGGGUUGAUCCAUGGGAUUGAGCGGCUGUUGGUUCCCCGAUUGGUACAGGAAGAUUUUAAUCGGAGAAGGAGCUUGAGUUCUAUUUCUGCGGUUUUACCGGAAGGAGCUCCGGUUGUGGAUCCGAGAACCAACCGGUUGAAGAAACCGGCCACUCCUGUUCCCGCCGGUGCUCCACCGGCACUUCCGGUAUACGACGCGAUGGCUCCAGGUCCAUCUCUAGCUCCAGCACCAGCACCAGGUCCCGGCGGACCCCGCCACCACUUUGACGGCGAGAGUCAGGUGAAAGACUUCAUCCAAACCCUCCUCCAUUACGGCGGCUACAACGAAUUAGCAGAUAUUUUGGUGAAUUUGACGUCAUUAGCAACGGAGAUGGGGAAGCUGGUGUCGGAGGGUUAUGUUUUAACGGUGUUGGCCCCCAACGAUGAAGCCAUGGCUAAACUGACGACGGACCAACUGAGUGACCCAGGUGCGCCGGAGCAGAUAAUUUACUAUCAUCUGAUACCGGAAUAUCAAACGGAAGAGAGUAUGUAUAAUUCAGUACGGCGGUUCGGCAAGGUUCAGUACGAUACUUUGCGGCUGCCACAUAAGGUGGUGGCGGAGGAGGCUGAUGGUUCAGUGAAAUUCGGGCAAGGGGAGGAGCCGGCGUACUUGUUUGACCCAGAUAUCUACACCGAUGGGAGAAUAUCGGUGCAGGGUAUUGAUGGGGUAUUGUUUCCGCCGGAGCAGACGGUGGAGAAGCCGGCCGGCAAAGUUGGACCGCCAUCGCCGGCUAAGGUUGUGGCUGAGCCAAAAAGAGGGAAAUUAUUGGAAGUGGCAUGUUCAAUUGUUGGAGCAUUUGGACAAGAUUCCCAAUUUACAAGCUGUUAUUGAUUUCUAUUAUAAAAAGUAUAUUUUUCAAAGAGAGUUGAGUGCAUUAAAAGGGGAAAUAAAACAGCCACAGAUCUGCAGACUCAGAGAUUUCAGAAAGGAAGGUGUCCAGAUAUAGCAGCAGACAGAUAAAAGAAAGGGUUAGCAUAUGGAUGGAUGCUGCAGUUUGCAUUCAAGAAAGUUUCCCAAAAAAGAAAGUUUGAUUUUUGUUCUUUUCUUUAAUCCUGAUAUUUCUUGAUUUCUUUUUGAGUGUAAUUACUACUUCUGCUAGGAGUGAUUUUUGGGAACAUAUUAUUAUUAUGCAAAUACAUAAAUCAUUUUGUACCGAUGAACUUAUCAAAUUUGUUAUAAAACGAGAUCAUUGUUGCUCGUUAGUUAUUA
Molecule: messenger RNA, 1921 nt
Organism: Cynara cardunculus var. scolymus (artichoke)
Lineage: Eukaryota; Viridiplantae; Streptophyta; Magnoliopsida; Asterales; Asteraceae
Product: fasciclin-like arabinogalactan protein 17
Exons: 3
Coding region: 143-1543 (466 amino acids)
Source: RefSeq, a predicted model, not a curated record